Molecule: messenger RNA, 845 nt
Organism: Ilex paraguariensis (yerba mate)
Lineage: Eukaryota; Viridiplantae; Streptophyta; Magnoliopsida; Aquifoliales; Aquifoliaceae
Source: the annotation of a GenBank genome assembly
GUUACUCCUAUCGUCCGCAGGCGAAGACACCUUUCCGAUCCUUUACCUCGACCCAUACAAAGAAGAAGAGGAAACGGAAAGGUGGAAAGGAAAGAACAUAAUCUUGGCCGAAUUCAUAAGCAGUCGCCUGAGUUUUUCCGAUAUCUGAACAUCAACCGAGCUUCAGUAAACACAAAAUGGAAGAAGCCCAAUUCACAAAUGGGCUUGAAUACUUACAAACAUCUACAAAGGAAGAAGAUAUUGACUGUGAAAUGGAAAAGAAUGACAGAAGCCAUCAUCAAUCGCGGGUUUUAGGUUCUCGACGUACGCGGUCUCAGGUGGCUCCUGACUGGACUGUGCAAGAAUCACUCAUUCUUGUGAAUGAGAUUAAUGCCACCGAAAGAGAUUGUCGUAAUACACUGUCAUCUUUCCAGAAGUGGCAGAUAAUAGCCGAAAACUGCAAAGCCUUGGAGGUGCAUAGGAGUAUGAAUCAAUGUAAGAGGAAGUGGGACUCGCUGCUUGCUGAAUACGAAAGAAUCAAGCAAUUGGAAUCGGAGGCUGGGCCUGGGUCAUACUGGUCUCUCGAUGGUCACAAGAGGAGGGAAUUAGGGUUAGCUGAUAAUUUUGAUACUUACUUGUUCAAAGUGAUUGAUGAUAGCAUAAAGGGAAAGGAAGGCCGACCGGAUACAGACCCAGAAAUGGAUCCUGAAGCAGAGGCAGACGUGCCAGAAGUCAUUGCGGAAACUGCUGUGUUUGCCUCAAAUUUCUGCUUUAGUAUUUUGGCUGGUCUUCCAUGGCAAUGGUUACUUUCACGAGGUUUUGAUAUUGCCAAUGUAGUCAUUCUUCAGACUAAACAUAAAAGAUAA